AUGACAUUUGUGAUCCUGAAGAGCCGAGUGAUUUUGGAACGAGAGCCACACGACAUAUUGAGUGUUAUAAGUUAUAUUGGUGAAGCACAAAAAGUUGGUACAGGAUCCGAGCUGUUAAUGGCUCUAGUUACUUUACCCAUGAAUAAAGAGCCUCAACCUAUGAUCCCGAAGAAUACUUGUUGGUUUAUUCUCUCUGUGUUGUUUUUCCUAUGUUUCUCUAUAAACAUCCAUCAUUCUCAAGGAGCUGACAGCGUUACAGCAAAUCAGCCUCUCUCUGGAAGCCAGACAAUUGUCUCAUCUGGUAACAUCUUUGAACUAGGAUUCUUCACACGAGGUACUUCUUCCAGUUAUUAUAUUGGAAUUUGGUACAAAAAUGUUACUCCAAUGACCAUAGUUUGGGUAGGAAAUAGGGAGACACCCAUUUCAGACAUGAAUUCUGUAGAAUUUAAGAUUUUAGAUGGGAAUUUGAUGCUUAUGGACGAGUCCCAGAUUUCAAUUUGGUCCACAAAUGUAAAUUUGACAACCUCAAAUUCUUUAGUGGCAACUCUAGAUACGUUGUUGCCUGGUAGCAGCCUUGCCUAUGAUAAACGUACAAGAACAAAGAAAGUUCUCACUUCUUGGAAAAACUCUGAGGAUCCUGCACCAGGGCUUUUCUCUUUUGAAUUAGAUCCAAAUGGGAGUCAGGUUAUUAUAAGAUGGAAUAGGGCUGAAUGGUACUGGACUAGUGGAGCAUGGAAUGGGCUCUUUUUCAGUUUAAUCCCUGAGAUGAGGCUGAACAAUAUGUAUAAUCAUAGUUAUGUUGACAACGUUAAUGAGAGUUACUACACAUAUUCUUUUUAUAAUCUUUCCAUUAGAUCUCGAUACGUGAUGGAUGUUUCCGAGCAAAUUAAGCUGACAUCAUGGAAUACGAAGGAGUGGGAUUUUUAUUGGUUUCAACCUAGGCAGCAAUGUGAUGUGUAUGCUUAUUGUGGGGCAUUUGGUAGCUGCAAUCAGAAUUCACUAAACUUCUGUAAUUGUUUACCCGGAUUUAAGCAAGGUCGAAGAUUGAUUGGAAUUUGAAGGAUUAUUCGGAUGGAUGUGUGAGAAAGAUCCUUUUGAACUGUUCAAAUGUGGAG
Olea europaea var. sylvestris is the source of this 1115-nucleotide messenger RNA. Its product is annotated as G-type lectin S-receptor-like serine/threonine-protein kinase At2g19130. The record is from RefSeq and is a predicted model, not a curated record. Bases 1 to 1059 code for a protein of 352 amino acids. Gene Ontology annotation, biological process: recognition of pollen. The transcript has 5 exons. Lineage: Eukaryota; Viridiplantae; Streptophyta; Magnoliopsida; Lamiales; Oleaceae.